Molecule: messenger RNA, 7827 nt
Organism: Diceros bicornis minor
Lineage: Eukaryota; Metazoa; Chordata; Mammalia; Perissodactyla; Rhinocerotidae
Gene: ZFP92
Product: ZFP92 zinc finger protein
Exons: 5
Coding region: 487-1938 (483 amino acids)
Biological process (GO): negative regulation of transcription by RNA polymerase II
Cellular component (GO): nucleus
Molecular function (GO): DNA-binding transcription repressor activity, RNA polymerase II-specific; RNA polymerase II cis-regulatory region sequence-specific DNA binding; DNA-binding transcription activator activity, RNA polymerase II-specific
Source: RefSeq, a predicted model, not a curated record
GGAACGUGCCUCCCAAGUGGCGCCCAGGAACGAGGUCAAGACUCGGCCGGGAACCCCGCCGCCUCCUGGGGGCGCUGCCCGGGAGGGCUUCUCGGAGGCAGUGGCCUUGGCCUCGGGCCUGCGGGGGACUGGGGGACGGGCAGCCUGGCGGUCCGCAGAGCCUGGGUACGCCGGCCGGGCUGGGCCGCGGAGGCCCUCGGCGGGGGCCAUCUCGGCAGGUGGCGAGGUGGUGAGGGAGCUGCGGUGGCGACAGUCUGGAUGCCCUGGAAGGCGGCGAGCGCGGAGUGCUGCUGGCCGGCCCUCGGGGCUGCCGCCUUGCUGGGUGCCAACGGAGAGGGGCCCGCCAGGGCUGGGCGCCAGGGAGAAGCAGCCCCUGUUCCCAGUUUCUCUUCUCCAGCUGCGGUUCGCCGCUGACCCUGGGACUGGCUAGAGAGCAUCCCGCCGCUGUCGCCGUCGCCGAGCCGCCUGCUUCUCUGUGCCUCUGCGAUGGCAGCCAUUCUCCUCAUGGCCAGACCCAAGGUGCCAGUAUCUUUUGAGGACGUAUCCGUGUACUUCACCAAGACAGAAUGGAAGCUUCUGGAUCUCAGACAAAGGAUCCUCUACAAGCAAGUGAUGCUGGAGAACUACCGCCAUUUGGUGUCACUGGGAUUUUCAUCCUCCAAGCCUCACCUGGUCUCCCGGCUGGAGCAAGGGCAGGAGCCCUGGGUAGCAGACAUCUGCAGGAUGGGGGCCGCCACAGGUAUGCAAGCAGGUGACAGGAUAAAAAGCAAGAUGUCGAUUUCAAAGCAGAAACAUUGUCCAAAAGAACUCACAGGGGCCAAUCUUCAGAGCAGCAAUGAGGGCCAGGUAGCCAGGCUACUGGAGGGAACGCUGGAGCACAGACAGAAACAUGCUCUCUCUCCACAAACAGGUUCCAGCAGGGGUGACCAUCCGAGGGAGAAAGGUCCAGGCAGCUCUUCUGGCGAGGGAAGAGAGAUCCUGCAGAGAAGUGACCUCGGCACUAGUCAGGAUCCUGUGCUAAGGCAACAGUGCUCCCAAGGAGCAGAGAAGCGGUACCUGUGUCAGCAGUGUGGGAAAUCCUUCAGCCGGAGCUCCAACCUCAUCAAGCACCGGAUAAUUCACAGCGGCGAGAAGCCCUAUGAGUGCUCGGAGUGCGGGAAACUCUUCCGGCGCAGCUUCGCCCUCCUGGAGCACCAGCGCAUCCACAGCGGUGAGAAACCCUUCACGUGCAGCGAGUGCGGCAAGGCCUUCACGCGCAGCUCCAACCUCAUCAAGCACCAGAUUAUCCACAGCGGCGAGAAGCCCUACGCGUGCCCAGAGUGUGGGAAACUGUUCCGGCGCAGCUUCGCGCUCCUGGAGCACCGGCGUGUGCACAGCGGCGAACGGCCCUACGCCUGCAGCGAGUGCGGGAAGGCCUUCAGCAGGAGCUCCAACCUCAUCGAGCACCAGCGCACCCACAGCGGCCAGAAGCCCUACGCCUGCAGCCAGUGUCCAAAAGCCUUCAAGGGCGUCUCCCAGCUCAUUCACCACCAGCGUGUCCACAGCGGGGAGAAGCCGUUUGAGUGCAAGGAGUGCGGGAAGGCCUUCCGGGGGCGCUCAGGCCUCAGUCAGCACCGGCGGGUGCACAGUGGCGAGAGGCCUUACGAGUGCAGCGAGUGCGGGAAGGCCUUCAGCAGGCGCGCCAACCUCUUCAAGCACCAGGCAGUUCACGAGUGCGCAGACUGCUUCGUCCUCCUGGAGCGCCGGCCGGGGUGCGGCGGGGGCGGGAAGGCCGAGGGACGGCGCGCCCACAGCAGCCAGGAGCCCUGCACCCGCAGCGAGCAUGGCAAGUGUGGCGAGGCCUUCAAGGGGGAGUCGCAGCUCAGCCACCAUCAGAAAACUCGUGGUGGAAGGAAGCCCUUGGUGGGGAGCGACUGCGAGAAAGGGCCAGCCUCCUAGGCCCUCAGGAGACCCCCUGCAGAGCCCUGCCCUGAGGACGAGAGACACUGGAUAGACUCCAAACGCGCGGCUGCCCCCAGUGCAGUCUGACAUGGGCUGUCUUCAGGAGGGCAUGGUUUCAAAUGAGGGCCUCCCGCUCCCCCCCUUUGGUCCUUAAUGAUGCAAUCGAGGCAUAGAGACUGCCCUGCAUGGGCGGCCACUGUCGUGUGUGCACAGGCAUGUGUGCCAGCAUGUGGAGCUGCCGUGUGAGCGGAUUUGUAUUCCAUAUUGGGGCUGCUGAAUGUAUGCUUGCCCCGCAUGGGUUGUUCGCUUCACCCCAAGACUUGUUAGUGUUUCCAGAUAGAAGACACUAAAAGCACUUUAAUCCUUUAAGAGCUUAUAAACAGAAGGAACUUGAGGGAAUUCCAAAUUGUGGGCUCUACGACUAGGCUGUGGCUUGACUGUGACAUCACCUCAAAUUCUUCAAGAAACAGUCUGAAAAUGGACUCAGGCAAAUGCGCUCGUGGACCGCUCGUGCCCACAUUGUCAGCCUUCAGGAAGUGGCGUCUCCUCUAGGAGCCUGCUGCUCCAUAGGAGGGCACAGGACACCCUGAUCUCAUGCUCAGCAGUGGCCCAAUCCUUUUCCAGGCCAUUGGUCCUUAUUCCUGAAAGCCACAGCCUUCCGUGGGCGCCCCCAGCUGCUUCCGGGAGGAGCAGUGCCCAGGCCCCAUCUUCUCGGAGCUGGAGAGUUCUGGAGGAUGGUGGCCUGGGCCCGAUGAAGAGGAUGAGGCCCAGGGACUCUCAGCCCUUUCGCUCUGGUCCCUCCUAGGAGUGGGCUCCAGGCAAGUCAUGGCAGCAUGGCAGCCUCUGCCACGGGCCGCCCUGCUGCCUUUGGUCUCCUCCCUGCACAACAGGCCCCUGGGCUUGCCCCACCCGCUGCCUUCUGCCCCCAAGACCCCACCAGCAAAAGCCACCCUGGCCUCUCUGGCCCUCCUUCCCACCCUCAGUGCCUAAAGCUCCUUGUGGCUGGAGCCAAUCAGGAGGAAAGGAAGACAGCUUGGGUAUUUGCACAGAGAGUGCCCAGUAACGGCUCUCUCAUGGGAUCUGUCUUUCACAUGACAGUCCUUCAAAUAUUGGAGGUUCAGUUGCUCUGAAUGUUUUUGUGUCCAGGGUAAUGUAAGUUGAAGAUAGAGAUUUUUUCCAUAUGAGAGUGUCAGGCAAUCUCUCCUUAUCUAAGAAUCCCCCCAACCCUCUGAGAGGACCUCAGCCAGGAGAAAGGGGGCCGCCCCAGGCCCAACACCUGAUUAGUGUGGUGGCAAGCCUGGCCCCUCUUCUCCCUCCUCCCCUGUAGCUCUGGAGAGACAGGGUGGACCCGUCAAAUGGCACUUUACUGCUAUUGAGACUAAGAGGUUCUCAAAGAGAAAGCUCCCGCUGGCCGGGGGCCAGCUGCUGGCAGGCUGUGACCUGUUCUGCCCAUGCUGUCCCCAGAGCUGGGCCUGGGAGUUCUGCCCUUUGGUGCUCUCAGCCCAGUGUCCUGGUCGGCUUGCCACAUGCUUCCAGCCCUCUUCACUCCCAGGGGCUCUGGCUCUGUCACACAAACUACCCGAGGGCAGGCAGGUGGUGCUGGAGAACCCCCCUGGGGCCUCCAAGGAGUGUGCACCCUCCCUGACAGACGGGGGAGGGCCAAAGACCCGCCAGGACAGUGUGGGAAUCCCCAGACACACAGGACUGUGCGGCUACUGGAGCUCCGAGUGCCAGGAGACUGCAGGAGCACGAGAGAGACGUGAUUUACAUGGAUAGAUUAAAAUGAGUCUACACACUUAGGACUUAGGAAAAGUUCUAGAGUUCUUGUGACUUGCUCUUACCUCAUAGCCUCCCUCUCUGGGUCCGCAUCCCUGUGUGCUUUGACGGCUUUCUGCUCUGCGCGUCAUGCUCGUCUUUGGGGCCCUAGUUUCCAAGCCCAGUGCUUGGCACUCAGUAAAUGCUUGUGAAGUCAAUGUUGCCCCCUUAGCACAUUGAACCUGGGUUCUAGAUCAUAGUUGGCUCUAGCUUUACCUUGAGGAAGUUGAAAGUAUUUGCAACUUUGGGUUUUCCAAUAGAAAAAGAAGUAUUAGGAAGGGUGUCUUUGAAGUCCGUGGAGAGGUCGUGGGGAGGUGUGUGUUUUUCGGAGGUGCAGACAAUCUUGGCUAGGGCUGGCAUGGAUUCAGGAUACCAAUCCCCAUGCAGGGCAGGGGAGAGUGGCAGGAUGCCAUGUGCUUGGGCUCUAUUCUCGUUUUGUUCAACUGUGGCCUGACCGGGAUUGAGGCAACAAGUGCCACGUGAUGGAAACCGGGAAGAGCACAGAUCCGUGUGCUCUGAUGUCCAUUUCCAUCACUCUAGUAAGUGAGUGAUUUCGCUCCUACAGGCGAGUCAGUAACGUUUAAUAAAUCUUCUUUAAUAAAGAAGAGUGGCUCCCCAGUGUAACAUCCUCCCAUUGGUUCUACUGGAUAAGCUAACUCAGUUUUUAACGUGAGCUCCUGUUUUCAUCUUGGGACCCACACCUGAAGAUGACUAGGUGCGGGGUGGGGGGAUGUCCAGAUGUUUUCAGCAGAAAGUGGGUUUGCCCGGAGAGGUGCUGGGCACUUGCUCUCUGGUUUUGGAAUGCCCUGGAAAGCUCCAGGAUCCCCAAAUGCUUGCCCAGACAAGUGACAUUUCAAGUAGCAAUGCAUCUUUUGGUUUGUUGGUUCUCAGGUCUCGGUCCAAUUUUCCUCCUCUUCAUUAGCGUUUUGCAGCAGUGCAGUUAUGAGUACCAUUUCCUUUCGGAUAUGAUAAGCAGGUACGGGACAGGAGCUGAACGGGUCUUGCAUGGAAUACAGGUCAGAGAGCGGCUUGAGAGGAUGCCUAUGGUUUUGUUACCAGCUACAUACCCAGGUUCUUUACCCACCACACAAGAGGGGCCAAAUAAAACUGGAACACCAGGCUUAUGGCAAGGAAAGAGUUUUUAUUUCGGGUGACUUCAGCCGGGAGACAAGAGCUCUCAAAUUUGUCCCAUCUCCCGGAAAGAUAGGAGGCAAGAGGUUUUAAAGGUUUCAAGGGGGAGCAUGUGCUGGGGUUUUAGGUAGGGGAGGGGGAGCACGUGGCCUUGCUGGUUGGCGCCUUCCCACCAGCCUGCGUUUGGCCUUGGAGACUGAAUUUCUUUCCCUUGACUGUCUGGACUUUUCUGGUUAGUUUUCAUCUUCAGCCUGCGUUUGGCCUUGUGAGGCUGAAUCUUGAUGUCUGGACCUUGAUUUCCUGGGAAAAACAGCUCUCUCAUACACUAAGGAGGGACAGAAAGACCUGGUUAGUUUUGAACAACAGUUGAUUAUGCUGCGUAUGCACAGCUGCAGUUAGCAAAGCUUAUCUUAAAAGUUUUUGCUCUCUUCCUCUAGCCCAGGGAAGGUUUUGUAAUCUCUUCGUGCUCCGUUUCAGUUUUCCUUCUGCGAGGCCUUAGAAUUGGGCUCCACACUCUGGCUGUGUGGGGAACUGCAAUGACGGCCCACACUUGCUUUCAGACCGACGACUGAAAUGUAGAAGCUCCAACUCGCGGGGAUGUCCUCCCAAGAACUGCCCUGGACACCAGCCCCUCUGCACUUCUGGGCUGGUCUUCUGCUUCAAAGGCGAGCCUGCAGGGCACUGGGUCAGCCCAUAGCACAUCUGGGCCUUUGGGCCAUUUGUCCUUUGAAACUUUGGACAUCUUUCAAGAGCCGUUUAACUGGUGAACUGCCGUGACUGCAUUCAUUUACUUCAGGGGCAAACAAGGAAGGACCGUCUAAGGGUGUUGGCCUUGAAAGGAGCCCUCUAGUGGAGACGGCCUAUUCUGAUGCAUAGCGGUUAGGUUCAGGGCCUCAGGAAAGGCUGGAAGCGCGGAAUUGGGGGGGAGGCUGAGAGACCGCGUUUGGGUGUCUCUUGGCACCUGUGAAGGUACGGUGGAAACCCUCGAGGGCGAGCUGCACAGGGAUCAAGGGCCCCGACCCAAAGCCAGUCAAACGCUGUGACCCUGAGAACAGGAAGGGCAGAGUGCCACGUCAGGCCCCUGAGAAACACAGCUGUGUCUUGCUUCCAGUUGUUUCUGUUACUGUUCUUCAGGCAAAUGGCAGUGUCCCGACACAUCACUGUGGGUGCCCUGUCCCGCCCCAUAUGGCCCUGGACAGAAGGCGGCUCUGCUUCCACCCUUCCGUUGGUCACUUCUUGGCCUCCCUCUGCAGAGGGACUCCAGCAUGGACACCCAUCUGUCUUGUAGGCCCGGAAUCCACUCCCCCUGGCCUUGCCACCUCGUGGCCACAGGUGUCUGGGUCUCCUCUCUGUCUCCCUCGUCCCCCAGCCAUGCUCGGGGUCCUUGGCCCUUUCCUCUGUCCUUUAUCUCUGAUGGUCACUCACUUCUGGUUGCCUCUGCUCCGUCUGCCCUCAUGCAGCCAUGUUUGAGUGCAAGAAUAGUCCAGGGCUUUCUGUAGGCCUGGGCGCUUAGCUCUUUCCAAGUGUAGAUGGGGCCUUAGAAGCUUUCUGUGGAUUGCCUGCAGGACUGGCUCGGCUUUGUGAGGCUGCCAAGAACCUUAAACAAAGAAAUAGGCAAGACUGGGCCUCUGGGCUUGAGUGGCUGUAAUCCCAGACUUGCCCCCAAGGGAGGAAAGGGCAGGCCUGGGAAGGGGGCUCUCGGAGAAUUCUGUUGUCAUUGUCACUAAGCACACUUAGUUUGUAAAUGUUGGGUGAAUGGGAUGGUUCUGGUUGGUGUCACGGCAAAGUGGAUGCAGCAGACUCGCCAUGAACCUCAUCCUCACUCCUCUGCUCAGCCAGAGGAUGCCAAGUGUAUACCUUGUUAGGUAGCAAAGUGUGACAAGCAGUGUCUCAGGGCAAGGGUGGGAGUAAGUACCAAGUGAGUUCCCGAGACAGGAAGUAGAGGCUGAGGGACUCCAGGCAGAGUGGAGGGAAGAAGGGGGAGCACGUGGUGUGUUCGGGAAGCCUAGAAAGGCAGAGGGCUUUCUGUAGGACAGUCGUGGGGUAAACGGUCUUUAGAACCAGAGUGCGAAGAGCCUGGGAGGCCCGGCCAAGAAGUUUGGUCUCUAGCUGGUUCCUGAUGAGGAGCAGUGUUUUUAAACAUAGAGGAUUAUUCUAAGAUCGAGGAGGGGAAGUUAAUGUAACUUAUAUAACUGCUGGAGUGUGUGAAUUUACAUUCUGAUGACCACCAGGUAUACACAGUGAGGUCAUCUAGAUGGUAUUGAUGCUCAUCAGGUGGUGACACGUGGGCAUGGACAGCAGCAGUCCACCACCCAUGAUGCUUUGACAUGAGCAGCCUCGAUGGACAUUCUGGGGACUUGCCACUUGCCAUGGUAUUUGUAGCUGGUCUCCUCUUAUGCAUCUAUGACUUCACAGCCCAGGGACCCCCCUGGAUUCAGAGGCUGCUGAUUCUUCCCCUUUCUUUGACAGCCUCAUAGCAGUAUCACUGGCACACGAGAAAGCACACAUGUGCAGGUGGAUGGGUGUUAACGUGCACACCUGUGAAACCCUCACCACAAUAAGACAGUAAACAUAGAUGUCAUCACACCCAGAAGUUACCAUGGCCCCCCGUACCCCCUCUUUCCUGCCUUUCCCUGCCCCGCAUCCCCACAGCUCUGCUUUCUGUCACUGUAGAUUGGGUUGCAUUUUCUAGAAUUCUGUAUAAAUGGAAUCAUGCAAUAUGCACUUUCUUGUCUGGCCUCUUUCACUCAGCGUAAUGAUUUUGAAGUUCAUCCGGGUUGUAGUGUCUAUCAACCCUUCACUUUUCAUUGCUGAGUACUGUACCACUAUGUGGAUGAAUGUCAAUGCCUGUGGAAUACCUGUUGAUAGACAUGGGGGUUGUGUCCGGUUUGGGGGCACAACAAAUAAAGCUGCUGUGAACAGUGGUGGACAAGUCUCUGU